This is a messenger RNA of Osmia bicornis bicornis, 1901 nucleotides long. RefSeq names its product CLIP domain-containing serine protease 2-like. The record is from RefSeq and is a predicted model, not a curated record. Bases 161 to 1309 code for a protein of 382 amino acids. Gene Ontology annotation, molecular function: serine-type endopeptidase activity. Gene Ontology annotation, biological process: proteolysis. Lineage: Eukaryota; Metazoa; Arthropoda; Insecta; Hymenoptera; Megachilidae. The transcript is spliced from 3 exons.
CCACCGAUCGGCGAUCUGCUUUCAGGCGCGCGCGGCACCGAAAAUUUAAAUAUUAAGAUAUUCAAAUUCGCAACGCUUUGGGAAAUAUCUCAGUGACGUUUGAUACUCUCUCUUUGCAUAACGCUCAGUAUCACUUGCAGCGUUAGGUAACCCAUGAGAAAUGAUUAAAUUAUCUAUCUUAUGUACCUUCUGCCAUGUAUUGGUACUUGGUUUGGUUUUUGCACAAAACGAAGGGCAAUCGAAUUGCACAUCACCGAACGGUGUGGUUGGCUGGUGCAUUGGAUUACGGCAAUGUCCACAGCUGUUGACUAUCCUUCAAUCCUCUCCGCCAGAAACUAUAGAAUUUUUAAGGCAAUCACAGUGUGGUUUUGAUGAUAAUGAUCCCCGAGUUUGUUGCCCGAUUCAAAACGAAAACGCCGACCUUUCAGGCGGAGCUGAUGGGGCGAAAGAAGCAAACUUGCAGUUCGAUCUGUCCAACAAUACUUUAUUACCCUCCGAUUGCGGCAAAGAUUUGUCUCACGAUCAGAGAGUCGUCGGUGGAGAACAUACGGAUAUCGAUGAAUUUCCUUGGAUGGCGCUUCUGAUAUACAGUACACCAAACGGAGAGACUGCAUCCUGCGGUGGCGCCCUCAUCAGCACCCGUUACGUACUAACGGCAGCUCAUUGCCUGCGGAGCAAGAAUAUGCCAAUCUCGUGGAGUUUGGUGAAUGUCCGCUUAGGCGAGUACGACACUAUCACCAAUCCUGACUGCGUCAAGGAUGACGCGAAUAGCACGGUUUGCGCUGACGAUGUUAUCACUGUCGGCAUCGAGAAACAAAUCGCUCACGAAAAUUACAACCCACUGAGCCCUGAUCAAAAAUACGAUAUUGCUCUUCUAAGGUUAAACCGCGACAUUCCAUUCACGAAUUACGUUAAACCGAUAUGCUUGCCAUCCAACGAUGCUAUAGGUAAUAAUCUGUUUGUUGCUGGUUGGGGAAAAACCGAGAAUGGAUUUUCCUCGAAUAUCAAGUUAAAAGUUUCUGUGUCGCUCGUCAGCAAGCAACAAUGCGAGCAGACAUACAGCAUAAGGGGAGUGACGCUAGGAUUCGGACAGAUUUGUGCCGGUGGUGUGGUAGACAAAGAUUCCUGCACAGGAGAUUCUGGAGGUCCUUUGAUGAGCGUGGAAAAAGGAAGUGAUGGUACCGGUCGAUGGACCGCCGUCGGUAUUGUCUCCUUCGGACUAACAGCUUGUGGCUUCCCAAAUUGGCCCGUCGUUUACACUAGAGUAAUUGACUUUAUUCCAUGGAUACUCAGUAAAUUGGAAGCUUAAGGCCCGAUACACACUAGCGGUUCGGUCCCGGUACCGGUCCGGUCUCGGUCCGGUAAAAUCUUACCGUACGAGUAGAUCCACACUAUUCGGUUCGGUACCGGUCCGGUCUCCGUUCGGUAAAAUCUUACCGUACCCAUACUGCCAUGCCACUUUCGAGCCGCUCUCAAUCUGAUAGUCAAUUAUAAAAAGUCUUUUUCGAUUGUACUUUCGGCAUUAGUAGAUGCAAAUUAUAAAUUUACUGCUGUAGAUACAGGUUCAUAUGGAAAAAAAAAUAUAUAUACAUAUACUGAUCGAAUUGAGUAACCUCCUCCUUUUUCGAAGUCGAUUAAAAAAUAAUGAUAUUAAAGAAUUUCCAUUAAAGAAAUAUUUAAUGCGGCCUUAUCUAGGAUCAGAAAGUAUAGAAGAUAUUAGAAAAAAAAAAUUUAAUUAUCUAUUAUGUAAAGGAAGAAGUGUACAUUUGGGAAAAAAUUGUUCAAAAUAUUGAUUGCUAUAACAUAUCCAGAAAUCAUCAAAAUCAGCGAGGAGGUAGUUGUUCUACAGUUUGACCAAAAUUACGAAUAGCGAAUGAAAAUAAAAAUAUCUUGCAUUCAAA